AUGGCAUUUUCGCAAAAACGGCAAACAACGUCCCUCCGUCCCGGCGGACCGCCUCCGGUUCCGGUUCCGCCGCCGCCGCCGCCCCGCCAGCACCCAGCGCCGCCCGGCUCUGCCCUGCCGGCACUCCCCCUCCGCGGCCGGCGGGCCCCGCCCCCCCCGGAACACACCAUCGACCCGGGUCCGCCGGCCGCCCAGAGCAGCUCGAGCUCGGCGCCGCCAGCGCGAUGUUGCUCUCGCGCCCGCCGGAAGCGCGCCGGGAAGGGGCGGUGCGGCGCGGCGGUGGGGGCAGCAGUAGCAGCAGCACGGGGCGGCUCCGCCGCAGACAUGCCUCUGGCUAAAGACCUAGUGCAUCCCUCCUUAGAGGAUGAAAAGAGAAAGCACAAAAAGAAACGGCUUGUGCAGAGCCCAAACUCCUACUUUAUGGAUGUAAAAUGUCCAGGAUGCUACAAGAUCACCACUGUAUUCAGCCAUGCUCAGACAGUAGUUCUCUGUGUGGGAUGCUCAACGGUCCUGUGUCAGCCUACUGGGGGGAAAGCCAGGCUCACAGAAGGCUGUUCAUUUAGAAGAAAGCAACACUGAACCCUUCAGCAUGUGGGUUUGGAUCUGCAUUCCUGAAAGCCUUACCAGUUUAAAAAUGCCUGUUAAUACAACAAUGUAAUUAUGACUGAUUUUGUAAAAAUUACAUGCUAGUGGUGACUAAUGAGCUGGAAUCUCUUUUUCAAUAAAUGAAGUGCAAGUUUUUCCUGCAAGUUUGCAGACAA
Messenger RNA from Grus americana (Whooping crane), 761 nucleotides. RefSeq names its product ribosomal protein S27 like (gene RPS27L). Gene Ontology annotation, cellular component: cytosolic small ribosomal subunit; ribosome. Gene Ontology annotation, biological process: ribosomal small subunit assembly; translation. Bases 1 to 579 code for a protein of 192 amino acids. The transcript has 5 exons. Gene Ontology annotation, molecular function: RNA binding; structural constituent of ribosome. The record is from RefSeq and is a predicted model, not a curated record. Lineage: Eukaryota; Metazoa; Chordata; Aves; Gruiformes; Gruidae.